Dichomitus squalens LYAD-421 SS1 is the source of this 2007-nucleotide messenger RNA. RefSeq lists its product as uncharacterized. The transcript is spliced from 2 exons. The record is from RefSeq and is a predicted model, not a curated record. The coding region runs from base 1 to 1791 and encodes 596 amino acids. Lineage: Eukaryota; Fungi; Basidiomycota; Agaricomycetes; Polyporales; Polyporaceae.
AUGGAUAGGGAAAUCGGCACCUUAGUCGUCGUCGUCCUCAAAGCUCGCAAUUUACGAGACAAGCACACGAUUACGAAACAAGAUGUCUAUGUCCAGGCGACCCUGAAUAAGGUCGUGAAGAAGACCGCGACUGACGUCAAGGGCGGUCAGCAUCCAGUAUGGGAUGAAGAGUUGCGCUUCCCGAUCGUGAAGACCGCCAACGACGACACCAGGAAGCUCGAAGUCGUUAUCUACUCCAAGGAGCCGCGUCAAGACGAGCUCGUUGGGAAAGGCUCACUUGAUGUUUCGGAGACGGUGAAGACGGGGGAAUUCGAUGAUUGGGUCCCGCUCUUUCUGGAGGAUGGCCAGCAACGCGGGGAUAUCUUCUUGGAGAUGACGUACUACGCCAAUGCUCCUCCACCACAGCGUCGUCCGUCCAAGUGGAAGCCAGCCGACCGACUCAAGCGUGGCCCGAAUGGUGUUGUUGGCACCACCGCAAACAAGCACGACGCGCUUCCCCCUCUCCCCGAAGAGGCAGCAGCUCUAGUUCCUGGUCCCGCAUCCCCUCCCAAGAUUCCUUCUAGUCUGCUUCCUGGCGGUGGCGCAUCGAAGCAUACGAGCCCCAAAUCCGACGUGAACCUCCUUCCCCCAGAGUACCCACUCCAUACGAAAGCCCCUCGCGAAACGUCCCCGCCUCCCCCUACCCGCAACGGGCGCCAGUCCAUUGACAACAUUCCAGCACAUUUGCGUCCAGGAGGAGGCGCUGCACGUCCUACGCAGUCACCACACUCGUCUGUCACUGGCGUACCCGAGGUACCCGGUCCGAGGGGAUCAACCCUCGAGUCCAUCCCACCAUACUUGCAACAUGGGACCCCCGCGCCCUAUCCCGCCCCCGUCGAGUCCGUGCCCCCGUACCUGCAGCCAGCUGCUUCGGCACCACAGCACCCCUUGCCUGGGCGCACCCCCAUACCCGAGCCGCAUAUACCUAAAGCCGAAUACGGCGUGCCUGCACAACCACAGCCCUACGGCCAUGACUACGCUCCCGCACCCUACCCUCCACAAUCGUUGUACGCUGGCUACUCCCAACAAGGCUCAGGCCCACAUUUACCCCCUGCACACUUCGUCGGCGGGAUCAGCUCGCCUCCGCCCCCGCAACAGCCCCCGCCGCAGCGAUGCCCAGGCUACGGCUCGCCCCCGCGCGCUCCCUACCUGCCCCUCGGUAGUCCCUCGCGUGAGUCCUACCCGCCAUACGGCCCCCCGCCGCGCCAGGACUAUCCCCCAUACGGCGGCGCACCACCUCCCCACCGCGCAUCACAAGCGUACCCAGUGUCAGUGUACGGCGGGUACCCGCCCAGCGCGCCCCACCCGCCUGAGCGCGGCCUCGACCUGCCAGACCCGUACCUCGAGAAACGCUACCAGACUCCCCUCCCCCUCCCCGACGGCUCGCUUGGCCGCGCGACCAGCCCGCAGCGCUCGCACCCCCUGCAGGCUCAGGCUCCCGUCCCCCAGCCCACGCCUGUCCCGAAGCCGGCACAGGCGCAGGAAACGCCGAAGCCGAAGCCGCAGCCGAAGGGCCAGAGCAGGGAGGAGCAGGACCGCAUUCUCGCGCUCAGGCUGGAGGAAGAGGAGGAGGAGCGCAAGCGGCGGCUGCGUGAGCAGGAAGAGCGGGACAUGGAGCUCGCGCGGCAGCUCGACUUAGAGCUGAACCUCGAGGGCGAGGGCGGGGCCGGAGGAGGUGCAUCUGCCCCUGCGACUGCGACUGCGACUGCGACUGCGGCGGCUGGUGGUCGAGAUAUGCCAGGCGGCUGGUGAAGUGUGCCAUGGGGGCCGGACGCGACGCGAGGUUGAAGACAUGACGCGCACUGCAACGAUGUUGAAAGGAAAUUCGGUGUAUUAUUAUUGUCACGUAUGUACAGAUCUAGCGGAGAGUAUUUAUGGAAUGCUGUCUUGCACUCCAACAUAUAAAGACGAUUACCUCAAUGUCGAAAUCGAUUGGCUCCCGGACGGUACAAAUACAUUGAGACAGCU